Molecule: messenger RNA, 991 nt
Organism: Sardina pilchardus (European sardine)
Lineage: Eukaryota; Metazoa; Chordata; Actinopteri; Clupeiformes; Clupeidae
Gene: zfand1
Product: zinc finger, AN1-type domain 1
Exons: 1
Coding region: 25-843 (272 amino acids)
Biological process (GO): cytoplasmic stress granule disassembly
Cellular component (GO): cytoplasm; cytoplasmic stress granule
Molecular function (GO): zinc ion binding
Source: RefSeq, a predicted model, not a curated record
AGUGUGCGUACAGCGGAAGAAAACAUGGCUGAACUGGACAUCGGCAAACAUUGCGAAGUCACGGCUUGUAACCAAAACGACUUUUUGCCCUUUACUUGUGAUGCCUGCUCUGGUGUUUUCUGCGGGGAGCACAGAAGUCGUGAAUCACAUUCAUGCCCUCAGCUGAAUGUUCAACGUGAGGUGAUUGUUUCAGAGGGUAGCGCUAGUAGCAACUUGUACCAAUGUGCAUUUCAGGAUUGUAAAGGUAGAGAACUGCUACCGGUCAUCUGCCCCCACUGUGAGAAGAACUUCUGUCUUGCUCAUCGACAUCAAGAUGACCACACGUGUGAAAAACUUGAGACACAGAAACCGCGAAUGGCAGCCACAAAGGAGCUGGUUCAAAAGAUUGUUGAAUCAAAGAAGAACACGCCGUCGAGCGGUCGUCGUAAGGGAGCUAAGAACAGCGCAACAGCAGCAAAGGUUGCACUUAUGAAGUUAAAGAUGCAUGCAUCUGGCGAUAAAGGAAUACCACAGGUGGAGAGAGCCUAUUUCCAAGUUUUCUUGCCCAAGGAAGCCAAAGACCGCUCUGUGGGCAUGUUCUUUUGCACUAAAUGGACUAUUGGGAAAGUGAUCGACACGGCUGCUUCACAGGCUGGCUUGAAGAACAACAACAACGUGCUAACAGCCAAGAAGCUGCGGUUGUGUCACCCUGAGACAGGUGAAGCUCUCAGAAUGGAUGUCACUCUGCUCUCUCUACUUGAACAAGAACUUCCACUACAUAAUGGAGGCAAUAUGAUCUUGGAGUACCUAGACAGCGGAUGCACUACGUUGGAUGAUGUUGGAGCAUAUAUUCCAACACCAUAAAAACUCCUUCUGCAGUGCUGAUGUCAGGGAGUUGGACGUUAUUGAUCUACCCUGAAAUCUCUCCUGAGACUUUUGAGAGCUCCAAAUGGCCAUGCAUUUGUUACCGUAUUUUACAAAUUGAUGAUAAUAAUAACUGUGUUAAGAAACA